CGUUUGUUGGACGUCGCGCGGCACCGUUGCUAUACCUGCCAUUCCGAGCUUACAAAGAACUUUAUAGCAACGCUGUGUUAUCUUACAUCCACUUGAGAAUCCUUGUAUAUUUUUUACGUUAUGCUAUUUCUAAGCGGAAAUUGUGAAAUUUCAGGCACCGUUUAACAGGCCCAGUGUAGAAGCCCGCGCCAUGGAGAAGUACGAGAAGAUCAGCAGGGCCGGCGAAGGAUCCUACGGGAUGGUCUACAAGUGCCGCGUGAAGGAGACCGAUGAGCUCGUGGCUAUCAAGAAAUUCAUGGAGUCAGAGGACGAUCCGCAUAUCCGCAAGAUCGCGCUUAGAGAAAUAAAGAUGCUCAAAAGUCUCAAACAUCCCAACCUGGUCAAUAUGAUAGAAGUUUUUCGAAGAAAGCGUAAGCUGCACCUGGUGUUCGAGUAUUGCGACCACACACUUUCAUGGGAGAUUGAGGAGAAUCCGCAAGGGUUCCCCGAGAAGGAGACAAAGAAGAUCAUCUACCAGCUGGUGGAGGCGGUGCGGUUCUGCCACGAGAGCAACGUCAUCCACCGCGACGUCCAGCCAGAAAACGUCCUCAUUACCAGACACGGCGUCGUAAAACUCUGUGAUUUCGGCUUCGCAAGGAUGCUCACCAACGAGUCGUACACGGACUACGUGGGCAGGCGGUGGUAUCGGGCGCCCGAGCUUGUCGUGGGUGACACCAAGUAUUGCGCGUCCGUCGACGUCUGGGCCAUCGGCUGCGUCAUGGCGGAGAUGAUCCGCGGUGAGGUCCUCUGGCCCGGCAAGUCCGACAUCGAUCAACUCCACAUCAUCAAGAAGACAAUCGGCGAGUUACUGCCGUACCACAUGAAGGUGUACAGCAGCAACGACUUCUUCCGGGGCCUUAGGCUACCGGAGACCGGCAUCAGGGAGACGCUAGAGGCCAAGAUGCCCGCCUCCAUCUCUACGGACGCUUUAGACUUCUUGAAGAAAUGUCUCGACGUGGACCCGUCAAAGCGAAUGACAUGCAGACAAUUGCUGACUCAUCCCUUCUUUGACAACUUCUCCUACAGUUUGCCUGAUGAAGAAAUAGAACGCUUCAACCAGAUAAGAAUGAGUCAGCAGAGUUCGGGCGCCAGCGGGUCCAACUUGCUGCCCCAACUGACAGGCCAGAGCCCGUCGGUUGAAAGCAGUCUCUCCCAGUAGUCGUCUCCGGACGGCCGACACUACGGGAGCUUCAAUGCGGGACGUCACUUCGGUCACAUUGCUCAAGCAGUCUGCUACGAUCCCUACGAUCUGACCAGUUUAUGAAGCACCCCUUUUAUACCAGCAACCAAUCUUCCACUUGCAUCACCGCCAUCUACACAAGAAGGAUUCUUUCCGCAGUGACGCGAGUCUUAGAACUGAUGAUAGGGGCUACGACUCGCGCUUCAUUCUCACGUCCAGAAAAAUUGCUGAUUGUCGCAAAGUUCCUGAUAUUAAAAAAAUUUCUCUGUUAGAGAACACAGUGAUACACAAAUGUUUUGAUAUAACCUCGUUUCAUCUGCAGUACAGUUCUCAUUUAACGAGUUAUUGCCGUCGUGGUUUCAGCCAUUGUUCAUCCCGUGCUUACCGGAUGCUUUUCAGUUAAUCUCCAAAGCCCCAUUCAAUUACGAAUGAACAUAAUAAGUCAGGUUUCCAGAGCCUUAGCUGUAAACCUCGGUCUCGGAGUUUACCUACCGUACUGCCUCUCAAAAUGUAGGCCGUACCGUAUAACAAACAUGUCGGAAUUCAGUCAAGUCAUUUUCAAUGAAGUUAGCAAAAAGAGUUACGGAUGAACGUGUAGGUAAACACGACUUGUCACUCAGUCAUCAUUGAACCCGACGAUUUCUCCGUUCGAUAGAGAUUAUUUCCUACUUGAGUUGACCUUCGUAUUGAAUUAGAUAAAACAUCAUAGUUGUGAGUUGAUGUUAAUUAUAUACAAAUUUAACGUAUAUUUCUUGGGAAGCAAAUUAUACAUUAAACACACAAUUGCAAUUAUUGAUCAAACAAUUUAUGAAGUAAACGUGAUUUAAAUUUUGAAUUUAGA
This is a messenger RNA of Hyalella azteca, 2060 nucleotides long. RefSeq names its product cyclin-dependent kinase-like 1. Gene Ontology annotation, biological process: protein phosphorylation. The record is from RefSeq and is a predicted model, not a curated record. Bases 191 to 1198 code for a protein of 335 amino acids. Gene Ontology annotation, molecular function: cyclin-dependent protein serine/threonine kinase activity; ATP binding. The transcript has 8 exons. Gene Ontology annotation, cellular component: nucleus. Lineage: Eukaryota; Metazoa; Arthropoda; Malacostraca; Amphipoda; Hyalellidae.